Molecule: messenger RNA, 507 nt
Organism: Closterium sp. Yama58-4
Lineage: Eukaryota; Viridiplantae; Streptophyta; Zygnematophyceae; Desmidiales; Closteriaceae
Source: the annotation of a GenBank genome assembly
AUGGCUGUUUCCGCCGCGAGCGGUGCAAGCCAAGCCUCAGGCGAAUCCGAGCCGUCCGUAUCAGCUCAGAUCCGCGGGAUCGGGGAAGAGAAGCCUGGCUUGCGCGGAAGGUUCCUGCAGGACGUGGGUCCGAACCAGGUGGUUCUCGAGGCGCAGGCGCGCGUGUGCACGGGACCCACGCUGACCCGGCCGUUCGGCGAAGAGGAGAUGCGGCGCGUGAUGGAGCAGAUUCUGCUCUUGGUGUGCCCUCAGGUGUUCUGUCAGGUUUGCGACCCCAGACGGGGAGAGGCGGGCGCCCUCAGAUACCACCUCCCCCGAGACGUGCUCUUCCUUGCCGACCCUCAGAUGGGUGCUAGGGUUCCCUGUUCAACGGUGCUCUGCCUCGGGCAGGGGUCGGAGCAGGAGGCUCAGUUGGUGGGGAACCUGAGGGACAUUCUGUUUCGGCGUGCACCUUGCCUUUCAGGAAACCAUGUCUCUGCUGCAGAACAUGCUGCUCAUGAGGGGUAA